Molecule: messenger RNA, 9165 nt
Organism: Linum trigynum
Lineage: Eukaryota; Viridiplantae; Streptophyta; Magnoliopsida; Malpighiales; Linaceae
Source: the annotation of a GenBank genome assembly
CUGUUCCGCAGAUUGGAAAAAAAAAGAGAGGAAGAAAAGUUGAUUGUAUUUUCUGUUGGGGCCUUCUUUCAAUUUCUGGGUUAAACAUGGCUUCCCCUUCCUCCAGCACCCAGCAAAACGAGGCAUCUACUUUGCCCAAAGCUACACAAGGUAAUAAUCUCGCUCUAAUUAAAAACAUAUAGCUUUGAUUGCGAUUAAUUCUCUUGGGAGAGAUGCGGCCUGCCUGCUCCAUGUCUAAUCGAUUUUUCUUCCAACUAUUUGCUCUUUCUAGUAUCUCUAUACUUAUAAUGUGUUUUAACUUUUAAGUAACUAUUGGAAUUUGGUGGGUGUUUUUUAGUUUCUUGUUUGUUGGAGUGGAGAUUAAUCUCCAAAGCUUCUAGGUUAAUUUUAGCUGUGCGUUGAAGACUUCAAGUGCAUUAAUGGGAGGGAUUAUUGGAUUGAUUAUACUAAGAAAAAAGCGUAUUUCUACUUGAAUGGAAUUAUUCUAUAUAUGUUUAAAAAAAGGUGAUAUAGGUUGAUUUUUAUAGUUAGAUGUUUUGAAGAGUGGUAUUACCACUCUAUCUAUUCUAUUCAUUUAAUUUUAGUUGUGACCUUUCGUUUCAAAAUCGGUGGUAUUACUAUUAGAUCAAACUCUUUUUUCGCAUAUCUAUUUAUCUUAUUAUUCUCUUUUGUAUUUUUAUCUUAAUGAUGGACCUGAGUCUAGUUAAGAAAUACCCAAUAAUAAAGGAAUCGUUCUUUGUGCAUAUCCUUGAUGUUAGCAAUAUAAUAAUUUAUCUCACUUUCUCUUCCCCUGCUAUUCUGCACACGCAAAGAGAACAAACAUCCCAAUAGUAUGUUUAUAACAAUCAUUCUUCUUUUUUCUAUUAUUAAUUAUGAUAAUUUUCCUACUUACGCAUUCUUUUUCCUUCUGUUGUAUUGUUUGUUAUAUUCUUUGAAGUAUUUAGUGCUAAAAAUGUUGCAUUUGCAUUUCAUUGUAGGUAGUGAACAAACGAAUGGGGAAGAUAAUCCAUGCAUCUUCAUACCAUGGCUUUUUUUGAGUACACUCGGAGGUAGCAUGACAGUGGAUGCACUUCUUGAACUGACCAAGUUUGACAAAAAGUUGGGGUACGGUGUUUCUUUCAUAAUCCCUUUCAUCUUCGGCAUGGCACAUGCGUCCUUCGCCCUCUUACCUUGGUGCUCUAGAAAAGAAUUAUCUCGUCUGGGGUCUACUCGAAAAAUCAUAUUGCAGAUGAUUGCUCUACAAGCAGCGUUUUUGGCUAAGCAUUUUUCGCCUAAUUCAGAUCCCAAGGUGUUCCAACUGUUGGUAUGUUUGUCAAUAGAAUUCUAUGUUUGCAUAAAAUUCUAUUUAGUUGCCUGCUAUAUUCGUGGUGUCAGUUUGAGAGAUAUCUUUACGACGGUGACAACACAAAGUUUGAUUUAUUGGACACCUUAUUGGGCAUCGAUUGGCAUCUAUAUAUGCUUUGUUGGCUACAAAUUUUGGGCAAACGACUCCAAUGAAAAUAUGUUGUUUCACAAAGCAUCAGAAGAAGACAUCACUGUUGGAGUCAUUCCCCCACAGAAGAUGGAAACCCAACUUCAGAAGAAGGAAUCAGACCUACUUGCCAUAAUGAUAGACAUACCACAAGACAAUGCUCAAGCUGCUUCUUCUACUACAUCAUCAGGAACCCACAAUGAUAUACUUCUUUCGAUCCAAAAUAAAAUAUAGGGUAUUAUUUUGUCGAGCAAACAAUGUUAUUAUUUAUUAGCUUAUGACCGGACCCUUGGCCGGAUAAUUAGUCCUUUGUUUGGAUGUUUUUUAGUAUAUAUUAGUUAUAGCAUUUCUCUUAAUCCCCUCAUAAAAUUUUAUGGUUUAAAUUAGAACUUUUUUAUCGGAUGGUUUAUAUGACACAAAUUGGAUAUUGAAUAAGAUUUGGUAAACUUGUCACAUCCUUUUUAAAACAAAUAGAAUUUAUUUGCUAGAUUCUUAUGGUCCUAAAAAGUUUGUCUCCACCUUAAAUUAUGGAAAUAAAUUAAUUUUAAUGUAAAAAUUAUUAAUAACAUGUUCUAAAUUACAUUAAUUAUUAAUAAGUAAAAUGCAAUGAGUGAAGUACACUUCAAAUCAAUACAAAAACGGAGCUCUGAGAGAACAUAAAGCGGGAAAAAUAUUCAAUAUAUUAGGAUCAUAAACCUAAUCAUUAAGGAAGAAACAAAUAUUCAAAAUCGAGCUAAUAAGCUAUACAUAUCAUUGAUAUUAAUCUCAAUUUGGAAAAUAAACACUAAUAUCUUACAUAAUUGAUCAAGAAAUUUGAAUGAGAAUCGUGAAGCUUUUCAAGUCCAAUCUUGAAAUAUUUGCCUUGAGUUAUUUACCAAUCAAAACCCCUGUCAAAAGCUAGGUUAGUUCAAUACGUAUCAAAUUGGAUAACAAAUGAGACCAAUUACAUUUUGACGAAAAAAAUAAAAUGGUUACAACCAUUGGCUUGAAAUAUAACAUAGAAAUUUGGAGCCAAAUGCCCCAACUAACUCGAUUUAGAGACUAAUUAUCACCUAAUAUGACAUAAACCAUUGAUCAUAACUCAAAAUUCUUUCUUUUUAGACUCUUUAAUGUGAAAAUAGGGUUCACCACUUUCUAUAUUGUGAAUGGAGUCACAUUAGUGUAUCAUCAGAUGACUUGUUGCUUUUAAGCAACUAGCUUUUUGCCCGGCCCGUUGGCCGGUGAUUUUCAUUUUAUCAUUUAAAUUAAUCAAUUUAUCUAUAUGUUUAAAAUAUUUUAGAUCUUCUAAAUUUUUUUACAUUUGCAUUCAUACGUGAGUAUGCGGUGCGUCUAUAAAUGAAAAAUUCUCAAUACUUAGCACAUUCAUUUAUGAUAUUUCGAUUCUCUUAUCAUAAAUCAUGUCACAAAGAUAUAUCACAUCCCAUGUAGAAACUUAUGUCAAGAUUUGUUAACAACGAUACUCAAUUUUUUUAUCCUAUACAAUAUAUGUCAUUAAAUGAAUCUCGAGUUUGGACGAACUCUCAACCAAUGAUGUUGCAGAUGACGACAACUUAGUUAGAAUUUAUUUUAUAAAGGUACUUCAAUAUUAGAUAAAUUUGGUCAUCCCAAUUGAAAGUUUAUUGUCUUAGUGUAAGAUCAUAUUUGUCGAUCAAGACCUCAAUUUAAUAUCUUAUACUACAAUAUGUACCCAUUGUUAAUUCCUGAAGUUUAAUUUAGACUCACCCUCAACUCAUGGUCGUUGUUUAGAAUCUCGGUCCAAGAUACUCACACAAUGUCGAGGGUUCUAAUCUUAACAUGUUCCACUGAUGUAUAAUUUUCUAACUUAUCAAAUAUGCAUUUGCUAAAAUUUAUUGAUCUUUGGUGCUUGUUUUGGGAUAAAAAUUCCAUUACUUAUACUAAUAUCUUCAUUUUGUUGGUGUAAUGCCACAUCUAUUGUCAAUAUCUAAGCAUGAUACUAUACUCUAAGUAAGAAAACGCUAUAUGGACCACGAAUUAACCAGAUUUGUGGGCAUGAUACUAUACCCCUACUCUUGAUGAGUGAACCCUAGGUCUUAGUUAUCUAAAUUAUAGAAUUUAACCCCCAAGAUUGUGCAUGUAAUUUGUUGGAUAUAUUUUGACGAAUCAUGACCGUUGUUUUUUGUUUAUAAUUAAAUUGAUCUUAGGGUAUGAGAUUUAUAAAUUUAAGACCUAUAUUUUAAUAUUUAAGGGUUUGAGAAUAAUACCAUAUGCCAAACUCCAGUCAAUUCAAGGUCUAGAUAUCAUUUUCUUAUUCAAGGUAUGUCAUAAUAUACAUAUAAAAAUAUAAAGAGUUUAGUGUAUUUUUAAAUGUAAUUAACACAUUUGUUUGACCGAAAUAUGCAAACGGUUAAAAAAAGGGGAAAUAUGAACAAAUGUAAGAGAAAAUAAGGUAUGGAAGCCUGCAUUAUAAGAGAGAAGAAAAGUUGCUUUUUUUUAUCAUCUUAAUUUGUACAACAAGUACUAUAUUAUGGCUUCGUCAAGUUUCUAUCAAAAUGAAGAAAAAAAAUAACUUUUAAAGCAUUUUGCUAUUUAAUACUUGUUUUCGUUGAUAGAUACAGACAUUAGAAAAAGAUAGUGUUUGAUAACUAAAACAUAAAUUAUAGUUGGUUUUUCAAAUUCAAUUGAUUAUCUAAACUUCCUUCAUUAUGACCUAUAUUAAGUUCUAAUAAAAUUAAAAAUAAAAAUUAAUUGAUUGAUUUAAUCAAAUAUAUUUUUUAAAAGAUUACAAUAUGUGUCACUCUCCAAACAUAAGUAUAUUGAUGCUACACAUAUAUAUUGCAAAAAAACUAUUAUUGAAUAGAAAAAAAGAAAAUAUUAAAAGAAAAUAGAGAUAGCUACAUAAAUGAUCAUUAAAAUAAAAAGAAAAAUAUUAAAAGAAGAUAGAUAUAACUACAUUAAUUGAUCAUUAACCAACUUUUUUGUUUGUAAAAGAAAGUGUCCACCAUGGCACCUUGCAAAUUCUCCAAAUGCUUAUAUGGCAACCAACUACUUUUGAAUUGCCAAAUAUUAUAUAUAGAUAGAUAGAUUGAUUUAAUCUUUGAUUUUACAUUGGAGUAACCAUUUUUUUAUAUGUUCCUACAUUGUCUUUCUUUAAUAUUGUCUUGUUAUAAUAUGAAAGAAAUAUAAAAUGCAAGCGAGUGUCAAUUCCUUCUAAGAAAAAAUAUCUCUAAAUAUAGUUUUAGUGAUAAUAAUAACAUAUUCAGCACUAGUCACGGGCCCGGCCAGUUGGCCAGAUUCAAUCACCUAUUACAUAAAUAAUAUUAUCUAAUUGUAUGUGAGAUACGUGGGUUUUGAUAGUAUAAGCAAAUCUAAAAUAGUUGAAACAUUCAAAUUGUUUCAUAUUUGUUUCAAUUUAGUAGUAGUCAUAAAAUAAAUAUUUUAAUUGUAUAAAUACGUAUAUAUGUGUAUUAAUAGAAGUAAAUACUAACUAUAAUAAAAAUAAUUAUUUACAUUAAAAAAUUGGGAAGGGACUUAUUAAAAAAAGAAGUUUCGGUAAAACAAAAAGGAAUAAAAUGUGAGAGAGAAAGAAAAGGAAAAAGCAAUAAUGAUUCCUUGCUCGGUUGCAAUAUGGUUUGGGCUAUGGGUUUAUGAGGGUUGGGCUGAUUACAAAAAUCAACUGCAAUUGAUUGCCACGUGGUUCAAUAGAACGUGGUGGCACAGGUGCCGCACUUUCUUCCGCGGUACCAUAGUAUUGGCCUAAAUAAAAAGGAAGAUAAGAAGGCCCAAAAUAAACAUAAUAUUUGAGUAAAAAGUCCAUAAUCGAAGCAGUAAUCAUGAGACAUUAAUCCAACAAUAAUCCCAAUCUUAGUCGGAUAACAACUCCUCUCCUACUUUGACACAAGAUUGCAGUCUUUCUUGCAUAUAUAUAUAAUACAGGGGUUAUCAACGGAGAUGCAUUGCUGUUCCGCAGAUUGGAAAAAAAAAGAGAGGAAGAAAAGUUGAUUGUAUUUUCUGUUGGGGCCUUCUUUCAAUUUCUGGGUUAAACAUGGCUUCCCCUUCCUCCAGCACCCAGCAAAACGAGGCAUCUACUUUGCCCAAAGCUACACAAGGUAAUAAUCUCGCUCUAAUUAAAAACAGAUAGCUUUGAUUGCGAUUAAUUCUCUUGGGAGAGAUGCGGCCUGCCUGCUCCAUGUCUAAUCGAUUUUUCUUCCAACUAUUUGCUCUUUCUUGUCCACGUCGUGUGUUUUAACUAUUGGAAAUUUGGAAUUUAGUUUGGAAUUAAUGUUGGUGGGUCAUUAGACGUUGGUUUUGUGCGAGUGAUUAGUGUGGUAGGAGUUUUCAGUUUUAUUUGGUUUGUUAGGUUGGAGAUUAAGCUCCUAAGUUUCUAGUUUUGUUUUUUUAGCUGAUUAGAGGUUGAAGUGCAUUAUUGAGAGGGAUUAUUCGAUUGGUUAUACUAAGAAGAAAACGCAAUUGCAUAAUUAAAUCAUUCUAUCUAUUUAUCUUAUUAUUCUCUUUUUUUUUUCUAUUAUGAAUGGGUCCGAUUGAGUUAAACGGACCGUUUGGUAUUGCAUGACUUAUUUGAGACUAGAAAUAUUUGAAUUGUCUACUAUUGUUAAUAAUUUUACCGAAUUCAAUAGUACUUUUUGAUCUCAACUAGUAUCUUACUUUCACUUCACCUGCUAUUUUGCACACAAAAAGAACCCACAUCCCAAAAGCUAUUUUUAAUAGAGAUAAUAUUUCUUUUUGUUGUUUAUUAAGAUAAUUUUCUUAGUUAUGAAUUCUUCUUCUGUCUUUUUAUAUCGUUUGUUUUUUAAGAUAAAUAGCCAUGUUUUUUUUAGUAUUUGUUGCUAAAAAUAUUGUUCCCUUUUUGUUGUAGGUGGCGAGCAAACAUAUUCAGACAUGGAAACCUUUAUCCUGUCCACACCAUGGGUUUUAUUGAGUGCACUUGGAAGUAGUAUGGCCAUGAUUGCAAUUCUUGAACUCACAAAGUUUGACAAAAAGUUGGGAUUCAAUGUUUCUUGUUUAAUCUCUAUUAUCUUCGGCUGCAUACAUUGUUUCUCCAUGGUCUUACCUUGGUCAUCUAGAGAUGAAUUGUCUCGCUUGGGGUCUAUUCGAAAGAUUAUAUUGCAGAUGAUUGCUCUACAAGUAGCAAUGUUGGCUAAGCAUUUUUCUCCUUAUUUAGAUACCAAGGUGUUCCAAUUAUUGGUAUGUUUGACGGUAGAAUUUUAUACUUGCAUGAAAUUUUAUUCAGUUGCUCUCUAUAUUCGUGGUGUAAAUUUGAGAAAUGUCUUCGCGACGGUGACAAUACAGAGUUUGAUUUAUUGACCACCCUAUUGGGGAUCCAUUGUCUUCUACGUAUGCUUUGUUAGCUACAAGUUCUGGACAAGCGGCUCCAAAAGAAAAAUAUUGUUUCAUGAAGCGACACAAAAAGAUAUCAAUGUUGGAGUCACUCCCCCACAAGAUAUGGAAACCCAACUCCAGAAGAAGGAAUCAGAACUGCUUGCCGUUAUGAUAGACAUACCACAAGACAAAGAUUGAACUGCUUUGGCUACUACAUCAGCAAACCACAAAGAUUGAACUGCUUUGUGGACCAAACAAUAUUAUUAUGUAUGCAUUAUUUUUAUCUUUUGUAGCAAGUACUCUUUAUAUCUAUUGAUCCGUUUAUAUGCUUGGAUGUGGAAAAAAUAAGCCGAGCACUCACGGUGAUGGUCGAUGAGCGUCAGGGGAAAUAUUUCCUCUCCUCCUCUCCAACGCGAAGCCACCCAGAUCCAUCUCUUGUUCUCUCAUCUACCUGAUUUUGUCCUCGAUCGACGAACACAGAGGCGGCAGAUUAUUGAAAUAAGUUAUAAGGAUAAAUAACAUAUUGUUGCAACAAAUCUUAAGCUUGCAUCUGCUGCAUUUGGAACUUAGACGAAGAGGGAGAGAGGAGUGGGUAGGAAAGAUGGAGAUUGGUAGGGCACAAAAAGGUCUAUUUAAUUUGGGGUUAAUGUCACAUUUGGUCACUGUGAUUACUAAAUUGUGUCAAGUUUAGUCACUAGAAAAAAUUAAUAUCAAAUUUGGUCACUCUAAUUACUGAAACAGGUCACGUUUAGUCACUCUCCGUUAGUCUCCGUCCAACUCCGUUAAGGGAGUCCGUUAUGUGCUGACGUGGCUAACGGGAGCGCCUAGUCAGCACCAUUUUGGGUCAGAAAUGGUCAAACCCGACCCGCCACGUCACUAAACCCGCCAUGUCAUACACCCAACCCACUAACUCAACCCGACCCAAAACCAAACCCUCACCCACUUAACAAAACAAGAUUGGAAAAUCGAUCGGGUUAGUGGCCAUUUCAGACCAAAACCAUUUCUCCUUCCUCGCUUUGCUCCUUUCUUGAAUCAAUCCCCCACAAAUAAAUCCCCAAAUUCGUCAAAAACCGGAAUCCCUAGAAGCACGUACGUUCGAUUGAAGCAAGCUGGCGAUAGCUCGAUGGAAGAUCCAAAUGAAGAGUAUCCAGAACUCGACGAACUGGCAGGUGACUUACUCUAAGCGCAGCAAAGGGUUCUUCAAGAAGGCCAACAAGCUCACCGUCCUCUGCGACGCCAAAGUCUCCAGCACCGGCAAGCUCCACGAGUUCAUCAACCCCGCCGCCACGUCAGUCUACAUCACCUCUACUUUCAUUCAAUCUCUCCCUUCCUCUUUCCGAAACCCUAGAUUUCCGAUUCCAGAUGAGAGCGAGCUGAAUCCGAGUUGAUCAGUCUUCGUCUUCGUCUCGGAAGUUUCAAUCCAAGCUUGGAUAGCACAAUUUUUCAAUCUUGUUGAGCUGAGCGUCGGAUUUUUGCUUUUGUUUUUGUUUGUGUGGUUUGGUUGGGAGCGCAGAAGCAAGGGGAUGUUGGAUCAGUGCCAGUGAGCUCUCGACGUAGACAUCUGGAUUACUCACUACGAGGUCAAGUCUCUCUUCAUCUACUUCUUCCCUCCUGUCAUCUUCCAUGUUUGCUGAACGAGAGGACGGACCUCACUCUCCCUCUCCCUUAAUCAAUCUCUUUGUACGAGUGCAGAAGAUGCAAGGUCAAUUGAAGGAGAUUUUUUAUGAUGAAUUUGGGGAUUUUUUUGUGGGGGAAUUGAUUUGAGGAAGGAGAAAGGGUUUUGGUCUGAAAUGGCCAAUAACCCGAUCGAUUUUCCAAUCUUGUUUUGUUCAGUGGGUGAUGGUUUGGUUUUGGUUCGGGUUGGGUGUAUGACAUGGCGGGUUUAGUGAUGUGGCGGGUCGGGUUUGACCAUUUCUGACCCAAAAUGGUGCUGACUAGGCGCUCUCGUUAGCCACGUCAGCACAUAACGGACUCCCUUAACGGAGUUGGACGGAGACUAACGGAGAGUGACUAAACAUUACCUGUUUCCGUAAUUAGAGUGACCAAAUUUGAUAUUAAUUUUUUCUAGUGACUAAACAUGACACAAUUUAGUAAUCAUAGUGACCAAAUGUGGCAUUAACCCAUUUAAUUUGGGUGUUCGAAAUCGAAACCCACGACCUUGUGGAAGUCUGGCAAAAAUUGUUAACUUCCACCGAAUGAAGCAGAUGCAAGCUUGGGUAUUGCAAAGGGAGACAAAGGUGGGUACUGGCCUACUGGGUAAGGGCAUAUAUGAUGAUUUUCUCAAAGUACAGGAGCAGGGGCAUGUUUGACGUAAAAAAUCGUAGAGGGUUAUGUUUGAUAAAACACCAUAAUAAAGAGGCAUAUUAUACUCGUAACCCUAAUCUCUAGGAUUGUUC